AUGCAAUUCUCUAAGGUUAUCGUCCCAGCUGCUGUUGCUUCCGCUGUUGUUGCUUCUAACGUCACCGUCACCACCGACGUUGUUGUUACCGACUACACCACCUACUGCCCAGAGCCAACCAAGGUUGUUGUCAACAACAAGACCAUCACCGUCACUGAGGCCACCACCUUGACUGUCACUGGUCCAUGCACCAUCCCAACCACCUACGUCACCACCUCCCCAUCUUCCGCUGCCCCAGCUGUCUCUACUGUCAACGCUGCCGGUAAGGUUGCUGUCGGUGCCGUUGCCGGUGUCGCUGCUGUCGCUGCUGCUCUCUUCUAA
Molecule: messenger RNA, 321 nt
Organism: Clavispora lusitaniae ATCC 42720
Lineage: Eukaryota; Fungi; Ascomycota; Pichiomycetes; Serinales; Metschnikowiaceae
Gene: PGA48
Product: Pga48p
Source: RefSeq, a predicted model, not a curated record